AGAAUUCUUCUUCCGUAGAGGCCAUUUUGGACAUUGAGUUCCUCGCCCAGCCCCCACGCCACCGGCCAGGGUGGCGACCGAGGACGAGAAGACGAAGAGGAGGAAGACCCCCAAAUCUACUUGAAACUGUUGCUGAUUCGUCACCAAUAGAUGCAGAGUAGAGGAGCCGAAGCAACGGAUCGCAGGAAAAGAAUACUUUUUAGGAGAUUUCGGGCCUGGCAUUGAUUCAGUUAUCUCUGAGAGGCACCAUGGGUGACUCAACAGCGAUGACCAUCGAGUUCCUUCGUGCCAGAUUACUAUCUGAGAGGACAGUUUCUAAAGCUGCAAAGGAAAGAGCUGACCAAUUGGCUAAAAGGGUGACGGAGUUAGAGGAGCGGCUUAGGGUCAUGACUAUCCAGAGGAGGAAGGCAGAACAGGCGGCAGUGGAUGCCAUCUCCAUUCUAGAAACUCAUGGGAUUAAUGAUCUAUUUGAGGAAAUUGAUUCUAGCUCUGACAAAGAUGAAAGUCCUUGUGGUGAGGAAGGGUGCGAGGAAGCUUCUAAAGAAGAUGAAGUCUGUACAGCCUCGAAAGUGGAAAGGAUGGUAGUUGAAGAUGCACAAUCGAGUUCUGAACUUGAGGUUUCCUUCUCCCAAGCUAGGAGCUUAUCAUGGAGAAGCCGCAGUAGUAGUCCAGAUUCUGCUAGAAAGCUAAAAGGAAAGCAUUUCAGACAAAGGCAGAGACGAAUGAGUUUGAUGUCACCUGUUGAAUCUUCCCCAAAAUAUAACUUGGGAAAAUCAUGUCGCAAAAUAAAACAGAAAGAAAUGGGAUCAACUACUGAGGAAAAGGGAGAUGAUUUUGUAAUUAUUGGUAACAGCCUACCUGGAUUACCUGUGAUUGUUUCUGGAAGUCAGUCAUCUUUUGUGACUGUCCAAAAGCAAGAAGUUGAUGCAAUUGGGAGCGAAAGAGACAAAGAGAUGGAGAGAGUUCUAGAGCAGCAAGCCCAGCUCAUAGGUCAGUACGAAGCAGAGGAGAAAGCACAGAGAGAAUGGGAAAAGAAAUACAAUGAGAACAAAUGUUCAAAUCCGGAUUACUCUGAAUCUGAGAAGCAGUGUCAUGUAGCUGUAGUCAAUAGUGAGUCCCAGAAAGAUUCACUUGCAGUUCCUGAGAAAAUACCAUAUGAAGAUGAGGAGCCAAAAUCAGAUGUUCUCUCUGGGACCAAGGAACCUGGAUGUCUAUCUGAUGAUAUUGUGCUUAAAUUAUCAGAUAGUGCAAAUCAAGGAACCAUUGAUGGAGGCCAAGAUGCAAAUGUUGUGCAAUCCUCCAAUGCCUUUGUGUCAACUGAUCUACCUAGAACUAGAAGUGGAAGUAAUUCUCAGGCUUUUGUGGAGGGCUUGACGGAUCAAGUAGCGCAUCAUGUGGCGGUCACUGACAGUGAAGCUUGUCUGGUUGAGGUUGCAUUUCCUGCCAAAGUAAGCACUGUUGUGAGCUCGUUUGAAAAGCAAAACCAAGGUUUAAUUUAUGAUAAAUCUGACAGUGGCUCUAGUAACAAUAUCAAUAUGCAAGCACAUAGCCAAAUGAAUUCACCAUUAAAUGGAAGCCCUUCUACUGCUAAUUCCGAAAGGGAGACACCUAAAUGGGAAUUAGCAGGCACUCAGGAUCCAUUGUACGAGAGACCAACUCAGUCAGCUGGCAGCAGUAGCUUGGGGGGUGUUCUGGAAGCUCUUCAGCGUGCCAAGAUAUCCUUAAAACAAGAGCUCUAUCAGUCGCCCUUGCCAGGGAAAGGCACCAUGGCUUUACCAGCAGCAAGAAAUUACCAUACUAAGACUACUUUGUCUGGUGAAACUUUGAAAGUUCCCAUUGGGUCUGCUGGCCUGUUUAGAUUACCAACUGACACUUUUCCUCCGGCACAAAACUUGCAAAGGAAACUUUAUGGUUCAGGGUUAAGUUUGACGACUGGUUAUCCUCAUCUUGGAUAUGCCUUCACUACUGCUGACGGUCAUCCGUCAACUGUCCCUGAAGCUGGGUCCAAGAAUUCGAUGGGUAAAUUGAAUUUUGGUAAUUACCGUCCAGGUAUGGACCUUCCUACUUCAUUCAGGUACUCGCUACCAUACUCAGGUUCGACAGAAGAUAGGAUACCGGUUCCAAAUGAAGCUGAGAUUUCACUAGGAAAGCAACAUUUCAACACUUACUCUUAUGAAGUGGGAAUUCCUGCUUUCAGCAGGUAUUCCCUGCCUGCAAAUGAGGCGACAGAUGGAACACCCUUCCCAAACAGAUCUGGAGGCUCUGUGCACCAGCAGUAUUUUGAUUCCUACCAUCCUGGCAUUGAAGAGCCUGCUGCGAGAAGGUAUUCCCUUCCAUACUCAGACUUGACAAGAGAUAGAACAAUUCUUCGUGAUGGCGUUUCAGAACCUCACACCGAUAUAAGAAACCAAAUGCCUCCUCGAGACCGGUACUCUUUAUAUGGCGGCAACGGGACACGAUCCAGUAUGCAGAUACUGUAGUACCUUUUGUAGUAUGUAAUUCAUUUUCCCUAUAUGUAUCCAUUUGCAAAUUAGGAUGAUAUCUGAAGUUGAUAUUAUAUGCUCCUGUGGCAUACUUGAUGUAUUCGAUACUAGAUGGUUUUGGUGUUUAAUGUGAAAUAUUGUUGCCUCUUCUUUUUGCACUU
This is a messenger RNA of Musa acuminata subsp. malaccensis (wild Malaysian banana), 2644 nucleotides long. RefSeq lists its product as uncharacterized. NCBI's taxonomy places the organism in Eukaryota, Viridiplantae, Streptophyta, Magnoliopsida, Zingiberales, Musaceae. The record is from RefSeq and is a predicted model, not a curated record.